AUGAGAAUCCAAUAGUCAUAAUUAUGGGAGAGACGGGAAGUGGUAAGUAAGAUUAUUAUAAUUAACAGCAGUGAAAGAUAUCAGAUUUCGUUAAUUUUUGGGAGAACGUUAUGAUAAUAUUAGGCUAAGCACAAUUUUUUUUAGUGACUUCUCUUUUGUUUAAUUAUUCAAUUCCGUCGCAGGGAAGACAACGCAAGUGCCUCAGUUUUUAUACGAGGCUGAAUAUGCUCAAAAUAAAUUGAUCGGGAUAACCGAACCGAGAAGAGCGGCAGCGAUGUCGAUGAUCAAGCGUGUAGCUGAAGAAUUGAAUCUCUCCUUUUAUUUUUAUCUAAAAUGUUAUUACGUUGUCUAAUGCACAGAAUUGUUGGUUCGUCGUUUAGAGAUAUACUGCGCGAAGGUGACGCCACUUGGACGCAGUAUCGCCGCGUUCCAGGUGUCUCCGUGUUACGGCAAGAUGCUGGGCACUGUCGCAUCGGCACAACUUGUCGAAAUACACGAUAUGCAUGGUGGCGGCUCUUAGCGAGCAAGAAGUACUGAUAGAGGCUCUCGACAUGGAGGGUUCGACUGAGAGCAAGUGGCUGCAAAAGCGCCGUUAUUGGGCUGGAACCGACAAUAGUUCCACUUCUCGGUGAUCCAAUGGUUUUGAUAAGAGCCAUCGGAACUGUCGAGUACACGUGGUCGAAGGGACGACUGUUGUCCUUCUGCGAGGAGAACGGCUUGAGACACAAGCACACAAGGCCAUGGUCGAGAUUAGGAAAGCUUAGGCAACAGCUCACCAAUGAGAUUAAUUUGAACGUUUCGAAUCUAAAUUUAAUCAUUGAUCCAAAAAUGCCGCUGCUGACCGACACGGAAGCGAAAUUCCUGCCUCAAAUACUCCCUUCGAGUAUGGCGGAUCAAGUCGUGAGGAAGGUUUUGCCGGACGAGGUAAAGGAGGAUCAGGACAAGGUCAAGUGGAAGCACGCUUACAGAACGCCAGAAAUGAAGGAACCUAUGUUCAUGCAUUCCUCGUACGUUCUACGGAAAACCAGCCCGGAAUGGGUGAUUUAUCAAGAGGUUUACGAAACGAAUAAGAUGUAACAUGCGAGGCGUCACGGCGAUCGAGUGGCUGCCGAAAUUCGCGUCCACGUUGUGCCGUCUCGUCGCGCGCCAUUGGCUGAUCCAUCGCC
Molecule: messenger RNA, 1166 nt
Organism: Wasmannia auropunctata (little fire ant)
Lineage: Eukaryota; Metazoa; Arthropoda; Insecta; Hymenoptera; Formicidae
Product: probable ATP-dependent RNA helicase kurz
Exons: 4
Coding region: 637-1077 (146 amino acids)
Source: RefSeq, a predicted model, not a curated record